GACUCGUUGUUGGAUUGUUGCGGUCUGUUUUCCUGUGUGUUGUCGCUGUUAGCUGCUACUGCUCGUCGUUGUCGGUGCCGUUUCUGCAAAUAUUAAUCACCACACAACCGGUGGAAACAUUCCCGCUCAUCUGUGCUGGAUUUAUAAACACCGAGCCCGGCAGGAAACAUGUCCACCGCCCUGGAGAGCUACAUUAACCGCACAGUGGCUAUCGUCACCUCCGACGGCAGGAUGAUUGUGGGCACGCUGAAGGGCUUCGAUCAGACCAUCAACCUGAUCUUGGAUGAGAGUCAUGAGCGGGUGUUCAGCUCCAGCCAGGGGGUCGAGCAGGUGGUGCUGGGACUCUACAUCGUCCGAGGAGACAACGUGGCGGUGAUUGGCGAGAUCGACGAGGAGACAGACUCCACUCUGGACUUAGGAAACAUCAGAGCCGAGCCGCUCAACUCUGUCGUCCACUGACCCUCUGACCUUCGACCCCCACUGUCCUGGUUGCUGUCUCCGUGGCAACAUUGUGACUCGCGCUGUAUCUGAAAUCACUCCCUCACUCUCUCCUCUAAUCAUCUUCAUUUUGUGUCGUCACUCAGCUUUUGAGUCACACAACUGUGACUAUGCUGAGGGCUGCAUUCAGGAACUGUCGGCAGAAAGUGAUGCAAUACUGUUUUUACCUUCCAUCGUGUGGCGUUCAGGGCACUCUGUACAUGACAAAUUUACACUCAGAUAAAACAGCAGAAGGCAGGAAACAGGGAGUGAUUUAAGACACAGCAUCAUUGUGUGUAUGAAUGUUACAGGAGCCUGUUUAACACUGGAUCAGCUGAGACCUCGAUUCUGUAAUAUGGACUAAAACAGUUUAAAAAUAAAUAAUUUAUCCAGAAAACUGUCUGACCUUUUGUCAGUAACAGGCUCCUGUGGCGACGCCUUUCUGUUUGAAUUUUUUAUAAAUAAAGAAGUGAAUUGUUAAAGUU
This is a messenger RNA of Seriola dumerili (greater amberjack), 962 nucleotides long. It is a transcript of the gene lsm8, whose product is annotated as LSM8 homolog, U6 small nuclear RNA associated. Lineage: Eukaryota; Metazoa; Chordata; Actinopteri; Carangiformes; Carangidae. The record is from RefSeq and is a predicted model, not a curated record. Gene Ontology annotation, cellular component: U6 snRNP; U4/U6 x U5 tri-snRNP complex; precatalytic spliceosome. Gene Ontology annotation, molecular function: RNA binding. Gene Ontology annotation, biological process: mRNA splicing, via spliceosome. The transcript is spliced from 4 exons. Bases 169 to 459 code for a protein of 96 amino acids.